CGGAUCUUCCGCCCGCGCGUGCGCAGUACCCUGCAGACCGGGAAUUGAGUUUAAAUGAGCGACAGAGAGUUCUGGGGUCACUUCCCAAGGCUGAUCUUACCUGAGAAGGAAGCCCAGAGGAAGAGGAAAGCAAGGAGUCAGAAAUGACUCGUUCCGAGGGACAGCUGACGUUCCAGGAUGUGGCCAUAGACUUCACUCAAGAGGAGUGGGAAUGCCUGGACCUCGGUCAGCGGGAAUUGUACAGGGACGUGAUGUUACAGAACUACGGGAACCUGGCCUCCUUGGGGCUUGUGUCUAUGCUGGACCUGGUUGCCUUUCUGGAGCAAUUGAAGGAUCCCAGGAGUAUGAGGAGAAUGGAGACAACAGCCAUUUACCCAGCUAUGUCUCCACAAGACACCCAGGAUUUGAUGCUGAAGAAUCCAGUGUUAGAAGAUAUAUUCCCAAAAGCAAACCUAGGAAUAUAUCAAAUAUUUCACCUCAGAAACUUAAAUUUAAUGAAAGACUGGGAAUAUACAAGGGUAUAUGAAAGACAGAGAGGAUGUUUCUAUGGACAUAAAGAAAUGGAGACAGUUACACAUAAUGCUAACAUUACUGCGAAAAGAAAUGAGCAACAUGAGUCAAACUGGGAAAAACAGCAACUUCAGUCUUCAACAUCUGACGAGAAGUAUAAGUGUUUAAGAAAAGAUUUCCAUCCUUUUUUGAAACAUACAUAUUCUCUAAAGGGACACGUGGAAAAUCUGGAAGGUAAUCUAGUCUCUACUGCAAAUACUCAUUCAGACAAUUCUGAAUGUAGGCUUCGACUAAACGUACAUUCAAGAAUGUCUGAACACCUACAAUUAAACAAUGAGUGGGAAAAAUCACAAUCUAAUCAAUUUGAGAGAUCCGUGAGCAGAGGGUCAUUUUUCUUCCCCCGACAGAUAUUUUCUCUCCAUUCCAAGAUGUAUAAUGUUGAUGAUAAUGGAGGAAACAUAAUCCAGCCAUCAUUGUUCAAUACAUAUUGUGAUAUGGUUAAUACACAACAACUUUCUAUAUGUAAUAAAAUGAGUCAGACCUUAAGUAAGAGCUCCAGCUCCAAUAAUUACAAGAGUAUUAAUGGUGGACUGAGAAGGUAUUCAGGCAAUGAAAAUGGGUAUAGGGUUAAAGGAGACUCAAACCUUGUGAAACAUAAGGGACCCAAAUCAUCAAACAAGGAUUCUAAAAGUAAUAAAUGUAGAAAUACCUUUGAUCAAAUGUCAGAUUUUUCUCUAGAUAAGAGUAAUUGUACUGAAGAGACGACUUGUACUGAAUAUGGGAAGGUUUCUAAUCAGUCUUCAGAACUUACUCAACAGCAGACUGUUCAGAAUCCACAGAAAGAAAAGAAGUGUAAGAUAUGUGGGAAAGUGUUUAGUAACUCAUGCCAUCUAGGUAGACAUAAGAAAAUUCAUACAGGAAGGAAACCUUUCAAAUGUACAGAAUGUACCAAAGCAUUUAACCAUAGCUCACUUCUUACUAAACAUCAGAGAAUUCACACUGGAGAGAGGCCUUAUAAAUGUACAGAAUGUGGCAAACGCUUUAAUCACAACUCAAAUCUUAUUCAACAUUGGCGAAUUCAUACGGGAGAGAAGCCUUACAAAUGUACAGAAUGUAGCAAAGCCUUUAUCUGUUCCUCACAUCUAAUCUAUCAUCAGCAAAUUCAUACUGGAGAGAGGCCUUAUAAAUGUACAGAAUGUAGCAAAUCGUUUAUCUGUUACUCACAGCUAACCUAUCAUCAGCGAAUUCAUACUGGAGAGAAGCCUUAUAAAUGUAAAGAAUGUAACAAAGCCUUUAUCCGUUCCUCACAUCUUACUGGACAUCAGCGAAUUCAUUCUGGUGAGAGACCUUAUAAAUGUAAAGAAUGUAACAAAGCCUUUAUUCAUCGCUCAAAUCUUACUCGACAUCAGCGAAUUCAUACUGGAGAGAAGCCUUAUAAAUGUAAAGAAUGUAACAAAGCCUUUAUCCGUUGCUCACAUCUUACCGAACAUCAGCAAAUUCAUACUGGAGAGAGACCUUAUAAAUGUAAAGAAUGUGGCAAAGGCUUUAUUACAAGUUCAGCCCUUACUCAACAUCACCGAAUUCAUACUUGGGAUAGAUGUUAUAAAGGUACAGAAAUUGGCAAGGCCUUCAUUAAGGUUUCUAGAGUUACUAAGCAUCAGCGAACACGUACUGGGGAGAGACCAUAUAAAUGUACAGAAUGUGGCAAAACCUUUAAUCGGAAUUCAAUUCUUACUACACAUUUGCGAGUUCAUACUGGAGAGAAACCUUAUAAAUGUAAAGACUGUAACAAAGCCUUCCAUCGUCCCUCACUUCUUACUCGACAUCAACUAAUUCACUCUGGGGAGAGACCUUAUAAAUGUAAAGAAUGUAACAAAGCCUUUAUUCAGUGCUCACAUCUUACUCAACAUCAGCGAAUUCAUACUGGAGAGAGACCUUAUAAAUGUACAGAAUGUGGCAAAGCCUUUAGUCAUAGUAGUAAUCUCACUAAACAUCUGAGAACACACACUUAACCCUAGUAAUGGAACAAGUGAUCAAAGAGGUUUGCCCUAAACAUGCAUCAGAAAACACAAGAGAUUAUAAAAGAAACCAAUGGAAAUGAUGUAACAAAUAUAUAGAAAGGUAUUUAAUCAAAAGUUAAGUUGAAGUAAAUAUGCGUACUAGAAGGCAUUUCAUCAAUUUUGUUUUCAGAAGUUUCUCUGAAGGAGAAUGACUGUAGGGAGCACUCCAUAGUUAAAACAGAUAGAAAAUGGAUGUUUUAGCAUGAGUCAUGAGAUGAAGGUUGAUGGUUAGAACAUUACAAUUCUUAGCAAUGUAUAUAUGCUUGUUAAUAAUGAUGUGAUGUGAGGUUAUUUGAAGUGAAUGUAAUUCACCACUCAAAUCCACAUUAUGCUUUCUUUCUAGUGUGUUUGCAAAGAUAGGUUUUUGAUGGUUUAUUAAAGAUUAGCCUUUUUAUAUUGUGUUGCAACCAUUUCUAUCUAAUCUCCAUUAGAAGAUUGAGGAUACCAUAAUGUAAAAUGGACAAUGAACAUUUAAGUAGAGGUGUUUGUCGUUGACAUGAACUAUCUGGAGGUUGCCAUUAAAUAAGUGAUCAUUUAAUCUUUCCAUGUAUUAAAGUAAGACAGAUGUUGGUUGUAAUGUUUCAAUAGUGAUAUCCUUGAUUUGUAAAAACACAAUGACAGUUCACUGCAAUAUUGAUGUAUCUUUAUAAUAUCAACACGUCAUGAUUAUUACUUGACAGUGUUGAAAUAAAGACAGUGAUAACCUAGAAACAUAAGAAACCCUUCCUGGAAAAGGCAUGGAAUUGGUGUAUAUCAUGCUUGCUAAGUGCUUCCUAGGCUUUGUAUGGUAAGCCGUGAAAAUCAGAAAUCUCACAUCAUUAUAUCAAAAAAUGAAUAUCUUUCUCCGUACUUUUGAUCUGUAUUUAAUCAUGGAUCAUACCAUGGAUUGUAAAAGGUUUUAUUUCAACUAUGUGUGAAAUUUAAUACGUGGUUAUUCAUAAAAGUGAAUGGCUUUUAGUGUUUCGGUUGAUGGUAAUGAAUGAAAUGUUAACCCACCACCAACAGCAACCUCGCCCACCUUAUCUAAGGUUGUAGUGAAGAGACCUCAAUUAACUGUUCGGUACCACACAAAGAUGGCAUAUGGGGAAUUGUUUACUCACUGGAUUUAAACUUCUCAUAACUUCAUGUACAUUCCAUCAUUUCUAUGUUGUAUCUCCUCUCCCAUUUUGUAACUACUUAGGCACUGGGAUGGUUCUAAUAAGAAAGAUUAUACAGAGUACUGUUGACAGUUUCCCUAAACUGCUCCAUGCUGUUGCUGCCUCAGCAUCUGUCUGGGGGUCAGGCAGCCUGCAGGUCCUUGAGCUCACACCAGCCAGCUUGUGAGCACCAGCACUAGGUGACCCCCUUCCUUGAGACCAGCAGUCUUACUGGACCUCAGGGUCUAUUCACAGACCCCCGUUCAAUCACACUGAGAGAGUCAAGUUCUAGACAGGUUGAUAAGUCCAGGGGUCCCCAAGGAGAGAGGGAUCUGGAAUUCUCAAGGAGGAAGAAAGGAUAAACGUGUCUGUUUGUUUGUUUUCCUCUACAUUCCUUAGGAUUAUGUAACAAAUUAUCCUGCUUGAGGACAGUCUCUGGAAAAAAACUUUCGGGCUAAUCUUGUCUUAAAACGCAAAUUAUGGGAGUGGGUCUAGUGAGGUCUUUACAACCUCCAGACAUUCUUUUGAUUCAAUGGAAUAACUAAUUAAAAGUAUAUAACUCCUUUGCUAACACUAGCGAGGGGGCAC
Molecule: messenger RNA, 4294 nt
Organism: Capra hircus (goat)
Lineage: Eukaryota; Metazoa; Chordata; Mammalia; Artiodactyla; Bovidae
Product: zinc finger protein 708
Exons: 5
Coding region: 144-2522 (792 amino acids)
Biological process (GO): negative regulation of transcription by RNA polymerase II
Molecular function (GO): DNA-binding transcription repressor activity, RNA polymerase II-specific
Source: RefSeq, a predicted model, not a curated record